Messenger RNA from Australozyma saopauloensis, 3099 nucleotides. Its product is annotated as tyrosine/serine/threonine protein phosphatase. Gene Ontology annotation, biological process: protein dephosphorylation; nuclear DNA replication. The transcript has a single exon. The record is from RefSeq and is a predicted model, not a curated record. Gene Ontology annotation, molecular function: protein tyrosine/serine/threonine phosphatase activity. NCBI's taxonomy places the organism in Eukaryota, Fungi, Ascomycota, Pichiomycetes, Serinales, Metschnikowiaceae. Bases 1 to 3099 code for a protein of 1032 amino acids.
AUGGCUACUCGCCAACCUGUCACCAUUCCUACCGGGUCUGCUAGUCCUCCACUUGUUCCAGAGUGUUCUCUUCCUCAUAUGGUGAAUUUUCCAGAGAACGGUAUACAUGUGGUUCCACUGGAUAUUUCACUAGCGUCUCAGGCGCUCUCUACUUCUACCGCAGAGAAUGAGAGCCACCUAGAUCUAAGUCUUCUUCUGGCCAAAUCUAGACCCCUAAUGGAAAUAGAAAGCAUAGAGGGAAGCAUUCCUGAUGACGCAUACCUGGAGGCGGCAUCGGUGAAAUCGAAGCGUUCAUCCUCGACAUCUAAUGAUUUCUCCUACGAGCGUGAUCGCUUCAGAGCUCGCUUCAAAACCUUCAACACAAACUCACCAGUGGUCUCAGAAGAGGAAGACAUACAACUUUCUACUACCGGGGAAACCAAAAUAUAUAGAUUUCCUUCCCAAAAAACAAAGAAGCUCAAUGGCAGCGCGCGCUGUCCAACGGAAGCAAUCUUGGACCUGCUUUCGAACUACUCCAUCAGAGAACCCAUUUCUCCCUUGGACAAGGCUUCUUCAUUUUUCAACCGACACAUUACGCCUCUUGAAUCUACGCCAAACACCACAUCUUUUGUCAUUUAUUCGAUAUCGGUGUCUCAACUUUCAAACGUUUUUCAUUGGUAUUUUAACAACCCACUCCCGUCGACGAGUAGGAUGUUUCCCUGGCUUCAUGGUCUUCAUGGGGAAAACUAUGCACAAAAAGCUUUCUUUGCCUCUCAGAAUCUAAUCCAAAAAUUUGCUGGUGAUUCAUAUGCCAGUCUCGCCGAUCUUGAUCUAGAAAUCGAGAAGCCCAAAGAUGUGCGCUUUUUGAUGUGCGUCGAGAGCUCUCCAGCACCAACCCAUCUGGCUAAAGUUUUGAGAAAUACUGUUAGAACUGAUGAAAUUUUGCACAGAAUACAGUAUUCACGUCAAGAAGUCUGUUUGCAAAUAAAGACAUUGAUUGCGAGCUUUAUUCCUUCUGCCGAUCAAUCACAGGGUGAAUGGACGGGGAUCACUGAUCAAAUUAUUUCCGAUUGCUUCGAAACGGGAUUCAUGCCUCAGUUCAUUGAUCAAGACCCAAAACGCGGUAUCUCUUUACGAAAUUUCCAUAUUCAGGCAAACAAAGUGGCCAGAUGCUCCGAUAUUGUUGUGUACUGUUUGAGUGAAAAGCACAAGUCCAAUUCCUGCAAAUGUGAGCCUUUGGCUCGUCUCAUUCGUGUGGCACAGAUCAUCGAGAAUAAGCAUUUGAUUCCGUUCUAUAAUGUCUUCGUUCUCCUGCUCAAUGAUGUCAAGAAUGAGGAAAGCUUGAGUGAUGUUAUGACUGUACGGGACAAUUCAUCUAUAUUCACCGGUCUGGAUCAUUCGAAAAAAACCCAGCUAUUGCUUUAUAGUAUGGUGCUCCUAAAAUCCGAAACCUUUCAAUCGUGGGACGCCGACUAUUUUGUGAAAGAAAAGGUAGAAACAACAAGAAUGUCCGCUGCUUCAAGACUCCAUCUUAAUGUUUGGUCAGGGAAUAUUUGGGACUAUCAAACAAUGAUGCAAGUUCUCAAAGGAUCUAACUCGGAUUCAAUCCCUGACCACAAGUUUCUGAUUUCGCCAAAUUCCGACCACCGAUUCGAAUAUUGUAAUCCCAAGAAUUCGACACUCAUAAAAGACAAAUCUUUCUCAGUUGGGUCAAAUCUAGUAUCCAUGCUUCCUUCACCUCGUGCGCAUUGGCAACUACUCGUUCUGUGCCAUAGUGAAGCUCAAUUUCCAACUGACUCACAGAUUCAAGAACUUCUCUUCAAAUACACAAUUACAUCCCACAAAGCGAGUGAUGUAUCUGAUUUUCACCUACUCGAGUUUCCAUCUUCAGGAUCUAUUGGUUUGGGAGAUUGCAAGCAAACAAGUUUGAUGAGCUUUGUCAACACAUGCAAACUAAUGUACCUAUAUUCAUCAUGCAUGACUGAAGAUGGUCUUGCUACUCUCAUUUAUUGUUCUGACGGAUACACAGAGCUGUCUCUUCUUAUUUUGAGCUACCUCAUGUUUGCCGAAAAUGUCUCAUUGGAUGAGGCAAUAAUUAACUUGCACAACAAAUAUGGUCGCCCAUUUUAUCUUUUUAGCAAUGAUGUGCAAGUUUUACGUAAGGUGGAACCGCUUCUUAAAAGAUUCAGCCCUAAAGUAUUAGGGUCUGAGAUUGUUUGGUCAAAAGUCGAGACGAUCACAACUGCAGAAUUCAAUAACAUUCUUUUGGGCAAAAAUCUGGGCAUUCAAGAACGAAAGAGAUCCAUUCCUCGCAGACUCCGCCUAGGAUAUGUUGCAAACGAUCUGGACUCAUCAUCCACUGACUCAGAUGAAGAGGUCAGCGAAGACCAUUCCUCAGUUUACGACGAUCAUCAUUGGGUUGAGGAAGUUGAGGGUUCUCUCCCGUCCCGUAUUCUCCCGUACCUAUAUCUCGGGUCACUCAGGCAUGCUAACAACCUCACUGUUUUGUCGAAAUUGGGCAUAUCGAAAGUCGUUUCGGUAGGAGAAACUGUUGAUUGGAUUCAUGGAUUCAGAUUCAAAUCGGAACAUGAAAUUCUGGUAAAGCAUGUCGAUGGAGAAAACUUAGAGAUUUACACAAUAAAACCAAAGAGUGCAAGCUCACCCGAUAAAGCAAAGCCAUCUUCUUCAGGCAGCAAUCUGCAAUGCUCUGUUCAAGACAUCAUGAAAGUAAGUAACCUUCAGGAUGAUGGCAUUGAUGAAUUAUCUAAAGCUCUUCCACGUAUUCUCGAAUUCAUCGACAAUGAGUACAAGAAAUCGAAUGGAGCUACAAAAAUCCUUGUUCAUUGCAGAGUCGGUGUAUCUAGGUCAGCAUCUGUGGUUAUUGCUGAAGUUAUGAAGCGUUACGGUUUAAACUUACCCCAAGCAUAUUUGUAUGUGCGUGUGCGAAGACUUAAUAUUGUGAUCCAACCAAAUCUCCGCUUUAUGUAUGAGCUUUUCAAGUGGGAAGAGCUUGAAAGAAUUAAGAAACGACAAGAAGACUCUGGAGACUUGCGGGUAAUUGAUUGGUUUGUGAUGUGUCAAGAAAUCAAGAAAUUAAACCUGCCCUUUGUGAGUAACUAG